AUGAAGAAAUCAAUCUGUCUUUCUCUUUUGGCAGUGCUGUGUAUAGUGUUUGCUCCAGCAGAUGGCUAUGACGGACUGAAAGUGGGUUAUUAUAGCCAUACAUGUCCUCAAGCUGAAUCAAUUAUCAACAGUACGGUCUCAAAAGCUCUAAAGGAGGAUCCUCUUUUAGCUGGGGUCAUUAUAAGGAUGCAUUUCCACGAUUGUUUCGUGAGGGGUUGUGAUGGAUCAGUUCUUAUAGACUCCACACCAGGAAAUAAAGCAGAGAAAGAGUCACCUGCAAAUUUCCCAAGUCUUCGUGGGUUUGAAGUGAUCGAUGAAGCAAAACGGAUAAUAGAAUCUGUCUGUCCUCAAGUAGUGUCAUGCGCUGACAUAAUUGCAUUUGCCGCACGAGAUAGUGCAUAUAAGGCUGGCAAAAUUAGCUGGUAUGUCCCAGCCGGACGCAAAGACGGAAAUAUUUCAAAAGAUGAAGAAAUCAUUAACAAUUUACCUCCUCCUUCCCUCAACUUCCAACAAUUGACGGAUUUGUUUGAGCAGAAAGGCCUCUCUCAACAAGACAUGGUAGUUCUAUCAGGUGCGCACUCCAUUGGUACCUCACAUUGCUCUUCGUUUCAAGAUAGGCUUUACAACUUCAAUAACUCAGGUGUUGUAGACCCUUCAUUAGACCCUCAACUGGCCAAGAGUCUCAAGUUUAAUUGUCCACCUACAAUGACUUCUGAUCCAACUGUACCUUUGGAAAACAAUACACCAACCAAGCUGGACAAUGUGUAUUACAGCGAGCUUCUCAGAAACAGGGGACUAUUAACAUCUGAUCACACCUUAAUCACAAAUUCUGAUACUCGAAAAAUGGUGCAGACUUAUUCAAAUUACCCAACAUUAUGGCGUAGGAAGUUUGCCUACGCAAUGGUGAAGAUGGGCACCAUUGACGUCCUCACUGGAUCUCAAGGUGAAAUCAGAAACAACUGUAGAAUCGUAAAUAGGAAUUGA
Molecule: messenger RNA, 984 nt
Organism: Cryptomeria japonica (Japanese cedar)
Lineage: Eukaryota; Viridiplantae; Streptophyta; Pinopsida; Cupressales; Cupressaceae
Product: peroxidase 5-like
Exons: 4
Coding region: 1-984 (327 amino acids)
Biological process (GO): hydrogen peroxide catabolic process; response to oxidative stress
Cellular component (GO): plant-type cell wall; plasmodesma
Molecular function (GO): peroxidase activity; heme binding
Source: RefSeq, a predicted model, not a curated record